Molecule: messenger RNA, 685 nt
Organism: Stylophora pistillata
Lineage: Eukaryota; Metazoa; Cnidaria; Anthozoa; Scleractinia; Pocilloporidae
Source: RefSeq, a predicted model, not a curated record
AUGGCUACCAAUUCCAGCAGCAUUUCUCAAGUGCACCAGUGGUCGCGUCCAUCUUCUACCUGUAUUCCAUGGCUUGUUGUGCUCAGCACUGAAUGUCUGGCCAUAGCCAUCCUUAACAUCGUCACGAGUACUGUAUUUGUCAAGCAGCAGAGGCUACAACGCCGGAGUAAAUAUUUGAUCAUAAAUCUGACCAUAGUUGACUUGUUAGUCGGAGCAGUCUCAGGGCUGAUGCAGAUUCAUUUAUGCAUGGUUUGGUGUCACGGAGAACUGGAAAUUCAUUGUAGUCGUCGUCCUCAACACCAUAGUGCAGCCGGUCGGAGGGAAAGAAAGCUGACGAGUACAUUGUUUCUUGUCACCUGUGCAUCAUUAUUAACUUUUCUACCAAUACUUAUUUGGGAAAGUACGAUUACAUUUCAUGUCAUGGCCUUUCUAAAAUGGCCCACAAUUUUUCAAAUUUCCAUCACCAUACUAACAUUAUUCUUGGCCAACUCGCUAUUAAAUCCUAUACUCUAUGCAGUGCGGAUGCCGGAAUUUAGGGCAGGUAUAUCGAAAAUGAUAUUCUGCAGCACGCCCCAAGUCCAGCGUAAUCAGGCCGAAUAUCCACUUCGUAAUCUUUAGUUUAGAGUCCGGUUGAAUAAAGGGCGGAGAACGCUAUCCAAUCGAUAAAUCGCUAUCCAGUAAUAAC